Messenger RNA from Mastomys coucha (southern multimammate mouse), 5713 nucleotides. RefSeq names its product ubiquitin specific peptidase 48 (gene Usp48). Gene Ontology annotation, cellular component: nucleus; cytosol. Lineage: Eukaryota; Metazoa; Chordata; Mammalia; Rodentia; Muridae. The record is from RefSeq and is a predicted model, not a curated record. The transcript has 27 exons. Gene Ontology annotation, biological process: protein deubiquitination. Gene Ontology annotation, molecular function: cysteine-type deubiquitinase activity; cysteine-type endopeptidase activity; protein binding. The coding region runs from base 241 to 3351 and encodes 1036 amino acids.
UCCAACGUCCGCAGGCGCAGGGACUGUCGGGUGUCGGCGGCGGCGCUUUGCGGCUGGUCGUGCAGGCUGGGCGCGGGCGGGCGGGCGCGGCAGCUGUGGCGCGCGCAGGUGAUUGACUGGUGUCCUGGCUGAGGGCAGCGCUUGGUUCUUUCGGCUGGCAGGUGCCGGUGCCCGUUCGGGCAGAGACGGAGGCGGCGCCGGAGGCCACAAGGCUCAGCAAGUGCUACUUUGGUCAAGGCCAUGGCUCCGCGGCUGCAGCUGGAGAAGGCGGCCUGGCGCUGGGCGGAGACGGUGCGGCCCGAGGAGGUGUCGCAGGAGCACAUCGAGACCGCCUACCGCAUCUGGCUGGAGCCCUGUAUCCGAGGCGUGUGCAGAAGAAACUGCAGAGGAAACCCGAAUUGCUUGGUUGGCAUUGGCGAGCACAUUUGGUUAGGAGAGAUAGAUGAGAAUAGUUUUCAUAGCAUUGAUGAUCCCAAUUGUGAGAGGAGAAAAAAGAAUUCGUUUGUGGGCCUGACUAACCUGGGAGCCACCUGUUAUGUCAACACCUUUCUCCAGGUGUGGUUCCUCAACUUGGAGCUUCGGCAGGCACUGUACUUAUGCCCAAGCACCUGUAGUGACUACCCGAAGGGAGAUGGUAUCCGUGGAGGAAAAGAUUAUGAGCCUCAGACAAUUUGUGAGCAUCUUCAGUAUUUGUUUGCUUUGUUGCAAAACAGUAACAGACGAUACAUUGAUCCUUCAGGAUUUGUUAAAGCCUUGGGCUUGGAUACUGGACAGCAGCAGGAUGCACAAGAGUUUUCCAAGCUCUUUAUGUCACUGUUGGAAGACACUUUGUCUAAACAGAAGAACCCGGAUGUUCGGAACGUCGUGCAGCAGCAGUUCUGUGGGGAGUAUGCCUAUGUGACUGUGUGCAAUCAGUGUGGCCGAGAGUCUAAGCUUGUAUCGAAGUUCUAUGAACUGGAGUUAAAUAUCCAAGGCCACAAGCAGUUAACAGACUGCAUCUCUGAGUUCCUGAAGGAAGAAAGAUUAGAAGGAGACAAUCGAUACUUCUGUGAAAACUGUCAAAGCAAACAGAAUGCUACACGGAAAAUCCGACUUCUGAGCCUCCCUUGCACUCUGAACUUGCAGCUGAUGCGUUUUGUGUUUGACAGGCAAACUGGACACAAGAAGAAGCUCAAUGCUUAUAUCGGCUUCUCGGAGACUCUAGAUAUGGAGCCUUAUGUGGAGCACAAAGGCGGGCCCUUUGUGUACGAGCUCAGUGCAGUCCUCAUCCACAGAGGAGUCAGUGCCUAUUCUGGCCACUACAUCGCCCACGUGAAAGACCCUCAGUCUGGAGAGUGGUACAAGUUCAAUGACGAGGACAUAGAGAAGAUGGAGGGGAAGAAGCUGCAGCUAGGGAUUGAGGAAGAUCUAGCAGAACCUUCUAAAUCCCAGACCCGUAAACCCAAGUGUGGCAAAGGAACUCACUGCUCUCGAAAUGCAUACAUGUUGGUUUAUAGGCUGCAAACCCAGGAAAAGAACCACACAGUGGUUCAAGUCCCAGCCUUUCUUCAAGAGCUGGUAGAUCGGGAUAAUUCCAAAUUUGAGGAGUGGUGUGUUGAAAUGGCCGAGAUGCGCAGGCAGAGUGUGGACAAAGGCAGAGCGAAGCACGAGGAGGUGAAGGAGCUGUACCAAAGGUUGCCUGCUGGAGCUGAGCCCUAUGAGUUCGUCUCUCUUGAAUGGCUGCAGAAGUGGUUGGAUGAAUCCACACCCACCAAGCCUAUUGAUAACAAUGCUUGCCUGUGUUCCCACGACAAGCUUCAUCCAGACAAGAUAUCAGUUAUGAAGAGAAUAUCAGAAUAUGCGGCUGACAUUUUCUAUAGUCGAUAUGGAGGAGGUCCAAGACUUACUGUGAAAGCCCUUUGUAAGGACUGUGUUGUGGAACGCUGUCGUGUACUACGCCUGAAGAAUCAGCUGAAUGAAGAUUACAAAACUGUCAACAACUUGCUGAAAGCAACAAUGAAGGGCAGUGAUGGAUUUUGGGUAGGAAAGUCUUCCUUGCGUAGCUGGCGCCAGCUGGCUCUUGAACAACUAGAUGAGCAAGAUGGUGAGGCGGAGCAAAGCAACGGGAAGAUGAAUGGGAGCCCCUUCAGUAAAGAUGAAUCAAAGGAAGAAAAGAAAGAAGAAGAGGAGGAAUUAAAUUUUAAUGAAGACAUUCUGUGUCCUCAUGGGGAGUUAAGCAUAUCUGAAAAUGAAAGAAGGCUAGUUUCUCAAGAGGCUUGGAGCAAACUGCAGCAGUACUUCCCAAAGGCUCCUGAGUUCCCAAGUUACAAAGAGUGCUGCUCACAAUGCAAGAUACUAGAACGAGAAGGUGAAGAAAAUGAAGCCUUGCAUAAAAUGAUCGCAAAUGAGCAGAAGGCCUCACUUCCAAACUUGUUCCAGGACAAAAACAGGCCAUGUCUCAGUAACUGGCCAGAGGACACGGACGCUCUCUAUAUUGUGUCACACUUCUUUUUAGAUGAAUGGCGGAAAUUUGUUAGAAAGCCUGCAAGGUCUACUCCUGUGUCGUCAAUUGGGAACGCUGCCCUUCUGUGCCCACAUGGAGGACUCAUGUUUACAUUUCCUUCCCUCACCAAAGAAGACUCAAAACUUAUAGCUCUCAUAUGGCCCAGCGAAUGGCAAAUGAUUCAAAAGCUCUUUGUUGUGGAUAAAGUAAUUAAAAUCACAAGAAUUGAAGUGGGAGACGUAAAUCCUUCUCAAACACAGUAUAUUUCUGAGCCUAAUCUCUGUCCAGAUUGCAGAGAAGGUCUACUGUGCCAGCAGCAGAGGGACCUUCGAGAGUACACCCAAGCCACCAUCUAUGUCCACAAAGUUGUGGACAACAAAAAGGUGAUGAAGGACUCAGCUCCAGAGCUGAAUGUGAGUAGUUCUGAGACAGAAGAAGACAAGGAGGAAGCUAAGCCAGACGGGGAGAAAGAUCCUGACUUUAAUCAAAGCAAUGGAAGUACCAAGCGACAGAAGACAUCCCAACAGGGCUAUGUGUCCUACCAGAAGCAGGUCAUCCGGAGGAGCACACGGCACAGGAAGGUUCGGGGAGAGAAGGCGCUGCUGGUGUCUGCCAACCAGACAUUAAAAGAGUUGAAGAUUCAGAUCAUGCAUGCCUUUUCAGUCGCUCCGUUUGACCAGAAUUUGUCAAUUGAUGGAAAGAUUUUAAAUGAUGACUGUGCUACCCUCGGCACCCUUGGCGUCAUUCCUGAAUCUGUCAUUUUAUUAAAGGCUGAUGAACCAAUUGCAGACUACGCUGCAAUGGAUGAUGUCAUGCAAGUUUGUAUGCCGGAAGAGGGCUUUAAAGGUACGGGCCUGCUUGGACAUUAAUCUUUGACCACUUGCUGACUGCCAAGGAAUGACCAGAAAGGAAGAUGGACUUGACGUGUUAGGGCAUUCAAGAAUUUAAUGUGGAUUUAAGAAUUAAACUCUUACCUGGCUCUUCCAAAAGGCAAAAAUCCAUUCAAAAGAGACUGUCCCAAUUGCCUUAUGUCAAAUAAAGCAGAUUGCACUGAUGGACAUCAGACUUGAAGGAAAUGUUUCAGAUUUUCUAUUUAAGGUGGGAGGGAGGGGUGAGUGAGGACUGAGCAGGCAGAGUAGCAGUAAGAGUAAAUCAUGUUUACACAGGAGGGAAUAAAGUCCUGGUCAGUUUCAUUCGGAUGCCCUGGUCAAUAGCGGAUUUGUGUCACAGUCUGUGGGCUAGCAUCCUGCUCCAAACUGCAAGUGACUGUCUAGAGGCAAGACCUGCUAACCCACCCUGUCUCUGACCUAUACUCAUCUUUCAAUAACGCGUGAAAGUGAAGGACUUGCCAACAAGGAACGUGACUUCAGAGCACCACUCCUGCAGGACAGCCACAGCCCUGCCAUCUGUUCAUUGUAUGACAGUGCUGUGUAGAAGGGUCAAGCCAGGGACAGUCUCAGUUUUCCUCUAUCAUUCCAGAGGUGAUGGAAAAUGGUCAGUGUAUGGUGGCAGCAAAGAAAGCAUCCCUGAACUUUUGAAAAGCCGGACGGAAGAGUGCAUGCUGGACUGAAGCUCCAUAGGACAGCACGGGUUUUUAUAAACAACCCUCCCAUUCUCCAGUUCUGCUUUCCUCGGACCUCACUUCUUCCUGAAAACCAUUCUUCUGAUAUACCCUAUGGGGCAAAAGACUACAGGGUGUGCUGCCUCACCAGCUCAGGAUCACUUUGUAGUGGAGCAUGGGGCUGGGCUGGGCAGUGAUUUGCAUUUUCUCUUGAGUGGAUGUUGGUAUGUUUGUGGCCCAGUUGCUGACAUAGAUUCCUCUUUUGUUUUUUGUUACUUUUUUUUUCUUUUUGAACCUCUAGUUUGUCUUAAAACUUUAACUGAUGUAUACAAGCUGAUCUCAGCAUUAGCAGCAUCUUUUGGUAACUUUCUGCCAGUGCUUUCGGCUGCUGGGUAAAACUCCCAAUGUGGUAUUUAUGUUUGCAGUGAAGAAUGUGUUCUAGAGAUGGUGAAAAGUGCAGGGCAGAGCCAGGAGAGCUGCACACCUUCUUGGAAGACUGACUACUCCAGGAGCUCCUGCCUUGGGGAUACAGGGGCGCACAGGACCCUAGCUUUCAUAUCUGUCCUUUUACUGAGCACCACAGAAAUGGGACCAAGCCUCACUCACCAAGAGCCCACUCUUUCCCAAGGCCAAGACAAUUGAGAAGUCACCAAAUGGCCUUUACUGUUCUUACAAAGAAACCCAGAACUUGUGGCUUUGUGACAAAGUGUUGUUGGUAGGACCUCAGCACCCCUAAAAGGUGGUGGGACUAGGUGGCAAGAAGCUGCUCCUUCCCUCCUUUCCUGGGAUUGGAUGUGCACAAGCCAGAAGUUAGCACUGUGAGGUUGCUUGCAUAGACAGCCUUUGUUUCCUUUACAUAGUGUUAGCGAGGUCAUAGCCAUUAACUCUUGUCAGGCAAAUACAGUGGGGCAGACCCAGUUUCAGGGAGCUGAAGUGUGCUGCUUCUGCCUCACAGCUGGCACCCGCCACUGCAGAGCCUUAUUGGAACUUCAGCUCAGAACCCGCACCCACUGAACAAGGCCACUCCCAAAAAGCUUGGGAUCUCUGGGCUGCGGCUUCCUCACAGCUUAAAGCAGAAAAAUUUCGAAGAGUAUGCACUUGGACUUAACAGCUGCCAUGAUCCUGCUUACUAAUUCAUGCUGUUUGGUUGUCGUCUGAGCUGGGACGGCCUUACAGCACAGGCUAGCUACUCUGCUGGGUUCUAAAGCUACAUUCAGAAAACACAUUAAACCAGAUGAGAAUCUCCAGGUGUCAUUAUGUUUCCUUUUUGUUUCCCAGGCAGGCUCUCCUGUAAUCCAGGCUGGCCUUUGACUCACUGUAACCAGGUUAACAUUAACUUCUGACCUUCCUGCUUCCUCCUCCCAGGUGCUGGGAUCACAGGCAUGUGGCCACUCUGACAGGUUUCCUGUACUGUGCACACCACACAAGCAUUCUGCACACCGACCUACAUCCCUGCUCUGCCCGUGUAUAUUUCUAAUCAUUCUUUAAUCCCAAGCAAAUGUGUAGAGUCUCCUAUGCUGAGAUGGUUUUUGCCAUUACCAGACAUGUAAGCUAUCAUUUGAUGUCUUUAUUCCCUGAGAGAAACCUUCUUUUCUGUAUUUAUGAACUUUAUUAAGAAUCACUGUUAACCUUUCUGCUAAAUUAAAGACACGUGUGUCUCUGUUUCCAUG